UAUAGAAUAAGUGAACUGUCAUCUGGUUUACUUUAUUCACUUUGCUAAUGUAUUAAAUUGAGCAUGGUAACAUAUUUCAACUUAAUCGGUUCAACUCAAGAGACUGCUGUAAACCAUCAGAAAAUAAUCAUUCAAGAUGACUUCAUACUACAGUCAUCUUAUAAAAGCCUCCAAGCCGAACCUGCUAUUCCUAACAAAGUAGAGGAUAUUGAUUAUCUGGUCAAUUUAAACGGUAAUUUAAGAUAUACUUCAAAAUAUCACCUUAUGGGAGAAGAUCCACCGCAACUGGUUGUAAGACGGGGAAAGACAUUUGGGGUCAAUGUUAAGUUUACGCGGCCUUUCAACAAGGAAAAAGACCACUUGACCAUAAGUGCCGUUUGGACUGAUAUUGCAAAUGAAUCAAAAAUAUAUAAGUACAGUAUGGAUUGUAACUGUGCGCACACAUUUAACAUAGCCAAGAAGCUCUGGUCUUGGAGUGCUAUAUUGUUCAAAAUAAGAAAAGAUGGCUUGUGGGCUUCAAUUGUGUUGUCUCCCCCAAAUAAUUGCCUUAUCGGGAAGUUUUACUUAAUAAUUAACACAAUCUGGGAAGGUGAAAUAAACACAUUUAAGGCCCCGAUGCCUAUUUAUAUGUUGUUCAAUCCUUGGCACUCGAGUGAUACUGCUUAUUUGCCAAAUUCUAUAGACAGAGCAGAUACGGUGUUGAAUGAUGUUGGAAUAAUUUACCGAGGGAUAUCAACCUCUAUAGAAAGCACUACUUGGAAAUAUGGUCAGUUUGACAAAGAUGUACUUUUGGCAGUUUUAACUAUGAUCUCGAAAUUUGGAGAGCUGGAAAUCAAUAAUUGGUCAAAUUGUUUGUCAAUAAUUGAUGCUGUGGCUAAAGCUAUUUCUAGUAUUAUUGAAAAUGACGAUAAUACCAAUGUCAGCUUUGCACCAUACGGAAGUGCCUACAUUCUUAAUCAGUGGUAUGAAACAGACUUACCUGUCAAAUAUGGGUGCUGUUACGUCAACAGCGGAAUUAUGACAACAGCUUACAGGGCUUUAGGAAUAUGUGCAAGGGCAGUAACUGGCUAUGACUUUGGAAUAAAUGCUGACCAAAGUUAUACAAUAGACUUUUUUUACUUAGAUGACUUUAAUGAGCGAUUGAAAUAUAAUAAUUAUAAACCAGAGGCAUCCUACUGUUAUCAUACUUGGUGCGAAGUAUUCAUGAAAAGAACUGACAUCGAUGAAAAAUAUUCAGGUUGGCAGGCGGUUGAAUCAGAUGCUGGUCCUUGUCCCGUACGAGCAGUGAAAACUGCAAACUUGGAUGUUCCGUGGGACGCAGAUUAUUUCUAUUCUGGGUUAAAUUCAGAUGUUCGCAUUUGGAAGGUCAGGAAAGGGAAGCCUUUAAGGCUCAUGGGUCGUGAAACAGAAAGAAUUGGGACCUAUGUUACAACAAAAGGCUUCAAACUAAAUAAAAUAAUAGAUCUGACACCCUUCUAUCAUGAUAAAAAACAAAUGACAAAAGAGCGAGUUUUGUUAGCAACUACCUUAAGGAAUGCUGAUGAAGUCUAUAACAACUUUGAAAAAAAUCCCCUUCUUAAAGACAUCUAUAUUAAAUUGAGACCGACCAAAAAUGUCAAAUUUGGUGAUUCAGUCAUCGUCUCUGUGCAUAUUAAAAAUUUUAGCCACUCCUCAUUAGAGGCUGAGUUUUGUCUCCAAGCCGUUUCAUUUCUUAACAGUGGCCAUCCGAAAGAACUUAUCAAAAGUAUCAAUAUAUCCAUAGUUGUGAAGAGAGGGGCGACUCAAGAGUUGAAACUCGUUGUGGGUCCUGAGGAGUAUUUUAAGUAUUUAGUUGAUGACUGGCUUCUCAAAGUUUAUGCCAGUGCAAGCUUGCCUAAGUACAAUCAUGAGUUUUUAGACUAUCAUGUAGUUCGAGUCUUCCCACCAAAUUUAACAUUUCAGGUGUUAUAUUUUUGUUGAAGUUUGGAAUAGAUAAGUUUGAAUUUUGUAAUGGGCAGAUAAAUUAGUAAAAUAUAACUGUAACACUAGUCCAUCAAACACACUCCAAGUUAUUUUUGCUGUAAGUAUGAAAUUAAUUGAGUUCACAGGUCACUCCAAUCAAACCAAGAGUUAAUUCUGAAGCUACAAUAACUGCUAUUUUUGUCAACCCUUUAAAUAGAUCUCUAGACGGUUGCUUUAAUC
This is a messenger RNA of Cimex lectularius (bed bug), 2181 nucleotides long. RefSeq names its product annulin-like. The transcript is spliced from 12 exons. The record is from RefSeq and is a predicted model, not a curated record. NCBI's taxonomy places the organism in Eukaryota, Metazoa, Arthropoda, Insecta, Hemiptera, Cimicidae. Gene Ontology annotation, biological process: peptide cross-linking. Bases 64 to 1959 code for a protein of 631 amino acids. Gene Ontology annotation, molecular function: protein-glutamine gamma-glutamyltransferase activity.